This is a messenger RNA of Cyphomyrmex costatus, 444 nucleotides long. RefSeq names its product histone H2B. NCBI's taxonomy places the organism in Eukaryota, Metazoa, Arthropoda, Insecta, Hymenoptera, Formicidae. Gene Ontology annotation, cellular component: nucleosome. The record is from RefSeq and is a predicted model, not a curated record. Gene Ontology annotation, molecular function: DNA binding; structural constituent of chromatin; protein heterodimerization activity. The transcript has a single exon. The coding region runs from base 55 to 426 and encodes 123 amino acids.
UCUCGUUGGGUUCACAACUCGUACACUGAGAGUUCCAUUGCUGUUCAUUUCGACAUGCCGCCUAAAGCUAGUGGCAAAGCGGUGAAGAAGGCGGGCAAGGCUCAGAAGAAUAUUAGCAAGACCGAUAAGAAGAAGAGGCGUAAGAGGAAGGAGAGCUACGCUAUCUACAUCUACAAGGUGUUGAAACAAGUACAUCCCGACACCGGAAUCUCCAGCAAAGCUAUGAGUAUCAUGAAUAGCUUUGUUAACGAUGUAUUCGAGAGAAUUGCCGCCGAAGCGUCAAGAUUGGCGCAUUACAACAAGAGAUCGACGAUCACGUCUCGUGAGAUACAAACUGCGGUGAGACUUCUUUUGCCUGGAGAAUUGGCUAAGCACGCAGUCAGUGAGGGAACUAAAGCAGUUACCAAGUACACUAGUUCCAAGUGAAUAUUCAAAAUCACAACA